Molecule: messenger RNA, 864 nt
Organism: Sciurus carolinensis (gray squirrel)
Lineage: Eukaryota; Metazoa; Chordata; Mammalia; Rodentia; Sciuridae
Product: sushi domain-containing protein 4-like
Exons: 4
Coding region: 1-864 (287 amino acids)
Biological process (GO): negative regulation of complement activation, alternative pathway; negative regulation of complement activation, classical pathway
Source: RefSeq, a predicted model, not a curated record
AUGCAGAAGCACAUUCUUAAGCAGCAUGCUCUCCUGGAUCAGCGUGCAUCCGAGGGCUUCAGACAGGGCGAGCCUGUGGUGCUGAAACUCUUAUUCUCUCCCACUGCCCAAGUUUGUCCACUACCUCCAAUGGUGAGUCACAGAGAUUUCAUCUGCCACCCGCAGCCUUGUAAGUGCUACAACCAUGGAACCGUGGUGGAGUUUUACUGCGAUCCUGGCUACAGCCUCACCAGUGACUACAAGUACAUCACCUGCCAGUACGGAGAGUGGCUCCCUUCCUAUCAAGUCUACUGCAUCAAAUCAGAGCAAACAUGGCCCAGCACCCACGAGACCCUCCUGACCACAUGGAAGAUCAUGACAUUCACGGUGACCAGUGUGCUGCUGGUACUACUGCUCAUCAUCCUAGCAAGGAUGUUCCAGACCAAGUCCAAGGCCCACUUCCCCCCCAGGUCAGGGCCUCCCAGGAGUUUCAGCAGCGACCCUGACUUUGUGGUAGUGGACGGUGUGCCCGUCAUGCUCCCGUCCUAUGACGAGGCUGUGAGUGGUGGCUUGAGUGCCUUAGGCCCCGGGUAUCUGGCCUCUGUGGGCCAGGGAUGCCCCAUACCCAUGGAUGACCAGAGCCCCCCAGCAUACCCUGGCUCUGGGGACACGGAUACAGGACCAGGAGAGUCAGAAACCUGUGACAGCACAUCAGGCUCUUCCGAGCUGCUCCAGAGUCUAUAUUCACCUCCCAUGUGCCAAGGGGACACUCACCCCAGCUCCGACAACCCUGACACAAUUACUAGGACGGCAGGGGAGAUGGCAUCCACCAGCCCAGGCAUCAACAUUGCAGAUGAGAUUCCUCUAAUGGAAGAAGAUUCCUAA